This is a messenger RNA of Biomphalaria glabrata, 4754 nucleotides long. Its product is annotated as SPARC-related modular calcium-binding protein 1-like. Gene Ontology annotation, cellular component: basement membrane. The record is from RefSeq and is a predicted model, not a curated record. The transcript has 16 exons. Gene Ontology annotation, biological process: extracellular matrix organization. Gene Ontology annotation, molecular function: protein binding; heparin binding; extracellular matrix binding. NCBI's taxonomy places the organism in Eukaryota, Metazoa, Mollusca, Gastropoda, Planorbidae. Bases 562 to 2343 code for a protein of 593 amino acids.
UACAAGAACUACACCUGGCGGUUGUUAUUGUUUUAUUCCUUCCUUCCAUCCUUAUUUAUUUUGACAUCGGAGACAAAGAAACCGGAUUGACAGACCAAUGGAUUAUACCAGCUGGACACUAGGAUGACCAUUUCAGACGGAGCUUCUUAAUACUUCCUUGUGCUUUGAUUUCUUUCAGCUACUUAGUUAACAGUUAUACUAGAAGUUAACAAUUUUGUUGUGAACGUGUGCAUCCUUAGUGGUUUGCUAUUUCUACAAUUGACUUUGAUAGCUCUAUUCGGAGAUUUUAAAAGAAAAUGUGAUUGUACAGUUGUAGUUCUGUCAAUGCAGAGACAUUACACAUUUAUAUCUAGUUAUUUCUUUGAGACUUGGUCUUAUUUAUGACCUUAUUAUAUGUUUUGUACUCAAGGAAGGAUUAGAUUAAGGGAGAAUAACGCCUGGUACAGCAGAUGUGACGCGACAUUCUGACAUGUAUUGGAUGAUUCCUACGUAAAAAGCUCUGGUUUCGAGAGUACAGACUAAAUCAAUGACGUCAUGUCUCAGCCAGACUAAGUAACUAUAAUGCCUUUCAAAAUUGUUUCUUGGCUAUUGGCUUGCGCUGUCUCCAGUGACACAUUUAUCGUGUCCUUUCUGGCAGUUUUGCUGUGGGCUUCUGGCGCUGAAUGCUUGGACAUCAGAGAAGUGGACGGCAAGAGUUUGUUCCAGUCUCUCCUGGCAUCGCGAUGCAGUGUCACCUGCCCGACCUACAGAGGGCGGCCCGUCUGCGGGACAGAUGAUGUCACCUACAUGUCCAAAUGCGAGCUGCGACGAGCUGUCAAGUGUGAUAGCAAGAAUGUCCAAGUCAAACACAAAGGAAGCUGUCCCGGAGAUGCCGGGACACACAGUAAGUGCUUCAAAGAGAGAAAUGAGGCGACUGAGGCGUCCAAAAAGAACCUCAACUCAGACGUCUUGAUCCCCACGUGUAAUCCUGAUGGCAGCUAUUUCCAGAUCCAGUGCCACACGUCCAGCGGCUACUGCUGGUGUGUGACCAAAGAUGGACGCCACAUUGUGGGAACAUCGUCAAAAGCGGCGCGGCCCAUUUGUAAUGCUCAUAGAAAGAAAAGAAAAGGUCGAGGGGGCACUACUCGAAAACCUAAAGAAGAAUGCUCCACAAAAGAUCGUCAAACAUUCAACACGGCCCUCAUCAAAGUGUUUAAAGAAGAAUACGACCGAGCCAACAGUGCCAACACAACAGGUGGCCACGAAGACGAUGAGUUCGGCACGGAGAAAGCCAUCGUCCUCUGGAAGUUCAACGAACUGGACAAAAACAAAGACGGAAAGCUCAAGUUCAAAGAAAUCCGCCACUUCAAGAAGAUGGUCAAGAAGCUGAUCAAACCCAAGCCAUGUGCUCAAGAAUUUCUUAAUUUCUGUGAUAAAAAACCGGAUCGGACCAUCGAGAAAGCGGAUUGGACGCUGUGUCUCGGCGUAGACAUAAAACUGUCGUUUCAUAUCUUCCUGUCUUUAAACUCAGCUAGCGAAGCCAGUAGCUCUGUCCGACCUGCUGAACUACCCAGGAACGAGACGCUAACAAGACCACAGGUACCACUAAUUCCAGCUCCUAAUUUUCCCGUCCUUAAUGGUGGUCCUCUGGUCAGCAGCUCGUCCAAUAGACAAGAAAAGCCGGAACGAAAAGAAUCUACAAGUCAAAGUUGUAUGAAGGAGAGAGAAGAUGCUAUCAAAGAUAACUCACAACAGCCCAAUGCCAAAUACUUUAUCCCAGCAUGCACAUCUGAUGGAUUGUGGGAAAAAGCCCAGUGCCAUGAGCACAAUGGUUACUGCUGGUGUGUAAAGCAAUCCAAUGGUGUUCCUAUUCCAGGAACUGCCACUUUUAAUGUGACGCCAAACUGUGAUUUUGAUGGAGACAGAGAAUUAAAAGGCUGUCCAUUUGAGCAGAAGAGGAAAUUUUUGAUGGACCUGCUUUCAGACUUAACAGAAGAAAGAAAAAAGGCUUUGUCUGAAGCUGUUGCCACAUCAAACCCUUUGCCAGCAGAAAAUUUAGCUUUACUAGAAACAGUUGCCAGGUGGAAGUUGAAAAAUUUAGAUAAAAAUAACAAUGAAAUUUUAGAGAAAAGAGAGUGGCGCCCUUUUAGAAAGACAACUCUGAAAAGUAAGAGUUAUCCAAGGAAGUGCAGGCGUUCAUUUCUACGAUAUUGUGAUGCUGAUAACAAUAAAAAAAUAACUUUCGAAGAGUGGAAGGAUUGUCUUGGAUUAAAUCAAAUUCCAUUGAACAGUCUCCCUAUAAAUCCAAAAAGAAAAGGAAAAAAUCCAUUCAGCCUAAUUGAUUACUUGAAAGAGGAUGAAUGAACAUUUUUUUCAUCCAUUAACAAGAGAAUUAAAAACUUAUGACUUCAAGUGCAAGACUGUCAACUUAAGUAUUUGAAAACCUUAUAUGAACUGUGAACAGUUUAACAAAAUAAACUAUUGUUGUGAAAAUAAUAAGGAUUAACUACAACUAUCUGCAUCAACGACCUUGUUUUUUAUAAUUUACAACUUUUAUAAUGUUAACUGGUUGGCUUCUUAUUUACAAAAAAAAAAAAAUACAUUAUGCCCCCUCACAAUGGUUGUUAGUUUCCAUUUGGGUGAAAUAAAAGUGUUUAAUUUUUGCUUUGACUUAAAAUGGAUUUAUAACAGUUAUCACCAUGCUAUUUUGAUGAUUCUAGUUAAAAAUUUCUUAAAUUUUUUUUUGUUAAUUUCGUUCAAAUAGCAUUCUUUACCAAUGAAAAAAAUGUUUUAAGAAUUAAUUACUAUGCAUUAUGGCAUAAGUAUGUAACGACACUAGAUGUUUUGUAGUAGGUACAGUCAGUAUUUUAGGCAUUCACACUAUAUGAAAAUACAAUUUUUAAUAUGGCUGUGUAUUACUUGUGUAACUUUGGAGUGUAGCUUGUACAUUUAAUACAUGUAUUACCUACUACUUCCGCAUCCACAUAUUCCAUAUUAAAUUUGUGAAAAAUGAAAAAAAAAUGGUUUAAAUGCUUCUUUGAAUAAAGCAAAGUUGUACAAGAGCUUUUAAGAUAAAUUAAAUUAAUUCAAUUAAUAGAUCAAAUUACACUACACUAUUUUAUUAACUACACACAAAAGAAGGUUUCUGAAAUAAUUUUGUUCUACUCCACAUUGUGAUCAACUCCCUUUAUCUUUGUUUAUAUCUAUGUUGCUUUUUUUUUUCUUUUUUAAACUAUUUUUUUUUCCAAAGGUUUUUGAUUUAAGAUUUAUAGUUAGUGUGCAGUGUUUACAAAUAAGCAUUGCAUUUUUAACUAUAUUUGCAUAUGUCUAGUCAAGUUUAUAAGCCUUUUCUCAGUUUAAUUUGUUCCAUCAGUAUUUCAGAAUUAUUUUUAUUAUCAAGAUAUUUAAAUUCUUGUAAAAAAAUACUAAAAAAAUUAUUAUAAAAAGAAUUCUUUAAAAAAAAAAGUUCCCCUUUCAGACCUUGUGGUCUAUAGGGCAGAUGAUGUAAAGGUCAUCUGUUUCUGUGGCCUACGGUUUACGAGAGUGUCAAUGUGGCCAGCACAACAUCCAACCACCUUUACUUUUCCCCAACUAAUGUCAUGGACCCAUUAGAGCUGGGUGGACUCAGAGGCAUCCAAAGAUCCCAAAAUUAAAAAUACCAGUCUUCACCAGGAUUUGAACCCCGGGACCCCCAGUUCAGAAGCCAAGCGCUUUACCACUCAGCCACCUAGAAUUCUUAGAUUUUAAUAAUUCCAUUCAGGAAUGGAAGUUUAUUCCCACAGAGGCUAAGUAAAAGAAAGCAUUGAGGACUAGCCACAUGCUUAGUUAGGUUAAGAAAUCAUUGAGGACUAGCCACAUGCUUAGUUAGGUAAAGAAAUCAUAUGAACAAAGAGCAGUAUUUAAGAAAACAUAAAAUACACUUGUGUUGCUAUUCCUUUAGAUCGAGAAAUACAAUUUUUUAUAAGACCUAAAAUUCUUAUUAUAAUCCAUGUAGCAAAAACUUUUUGGUUUCUUUUAUGAAAAAAAAAAUUGCUAUAUAUGUUCUAAAUAGGGUGAUGAUGUUUUCUUGUUUCAGUUGAAUGUUUGUAAAUGCUGUGAUAUUAACUCUAAAAAAAAAAUAAAUUUAAAGUUUAUAAAAAAUGCGUUAGUAAAAAAAAUAAAAAUGAGCAACUCAAUCAUAACAAAAUGUCAAAUGUAGAAAGAACAAAAAUUCUUAGAAAAUAUUUUAGACAAAUUACUUAAAUUUGUGAAAUCCUUUUUUUAAUAAUACAAAAUUAUUCUAACUUAAUUAAUUUUUCAAAAGUCUUCCUGUUUGAUGCAACAUUUGUAAAUAAUGAGCUAAUAGAAAUUAAUUGCAUACUUUUUGAGUUGCUGGUAAAUUGAUCUCUAUAUUUUAUAUUUUAGGAAUAGAUUAAUAUUAAUUGUAAAUAUUUUCUUAUUAUGCUUUGAAAUACUUUAUUUAUGUUGCUUGUGUUGACAGUGUCCAGAUUUCGGAAGGCCAUUUUUUUUUACUUUAUUCUAUCGCCAUUUUCUUCUUGGCAUUUGUAUUCUCUGCCAAAUAUUUGAAAACGUUUUUUUUUUUUUUCACUUUUCAUUUUUUCCCAAGUCAUAUUUCUAAGUGUCUCUUUGUGUAGUUUCCCUUUUAUUUAUCUUCUGCAGUUUGUCAGUUGACUGCAACUUUUAAAUCUAAUAGAAUUAAUGAAAAUGAAACUGCUAAUUAAAAAGAAAAAUAAAUUGGCAAAAAAAAAAUUUAACUUUUUUUUUUACCACUCUCA